Anoplopoma fimbria (sablefish) is the source of this 8894-nucleotide messenger RNA. It is a transcript of the gene tns1b, whose product is annotated as tensin 1b. The record is from RefSeq and is a predicted model, not a curated record. Gene Ontology annotation, biological process: fibroblast migration. The transcript has 32 exons. Bases 89 to 5422 code for a protein of 1777 amino acids. NCBI's taxonomy places the organism in Eukaryota, Metazoa, Chordata, Actinopteri, Perciformes, Anoplopomatidae. Gene Ontology annotation, molecular function: protein binding.
UCCCACAAAAGCUGGUUCAGUGUUCAAGAAAGCUGUGGAUUUGUGAAAGGGAAUUACUGGCCCAGGUGUCUUCAAAGAAAACUCUGCGAUGUCCCUCUGGAUGCCGGACGAGUUGGAGGCUCUUCAUUCCCAUACGUUCCGGGUGAAGACUUUCAAGAAGGCCAAGCACUGCAGCGUUUGUAAACAGACCAUCAGCCAAGACGGACUCGUCUGCCGAGUGUGCCGAAUAGCAUGCCACAAGAAAUGUGAAGUCAAGGUGUCUUCAUCUUGUGUUCCAGCAACAAACUAUGAGCUGGCACCGAGCAGUGACCUCCCUCUCAAACAUGUAGACACCAUGGGCUCAACGAAAUCUUCAAAGAGCAUGGAGUCCCGGCGCAGACCAUCGAGGAGCACAAGUCUGCUGCAGGCCCUGGAGGAGAGCUACGAGCUGGACCUGAUCUACAUCACAGAGAGGAUCAUCUCCGUCUCCUUCCCCAGCAGUGUGGAGGAGCAGAACUACGCUGCCAACCUGCGGGAGGUCGCCUCCAUGCUGCGCUCCAAACAUGGCCAAAACUACCUGCUCUUCAACCUCAGUGAGAAGCGUUAUGACAUCAGCCAACUUAAUCCAAAGGUGUUGGACUUUGGCUGGCCUGACCACCACGCUCCAGCCCUGGAUAAAAUCUGCAGCAUCUGCAAGGCCAUGGACACCUGGCUGAGUGCGGACAGCCACAAUGUGGUGGUGAUACACAACAAGGGCAACCGGGGCAGAACUGGAGUGGUGGUGGCAGCAUACAUGCAUUACAGCAACAUAUCUGCCAGUGCUGACCAGGCUCUGGACAGGUUUGCCAUGAAGCGCUUCUAUGAAGACAAAGUGCUUCCCGUUGGGCAGCCAUCUCAGAAAAGGUAUGUGGAGUACUUCAGCGGCCUGCUCUCCGGACACAUCAAGAUCAACAACAAACCGCUGUUCCUUCACCAUGUCAUCAUGCACGGCAUCCCCAACUUCGAGUCUAAAGGAGGUUGUCGUCCUUUUCUCAAGAUCUACCAGGCCAUGCAGCCCGUGUACACAUCUGGGAUCUAUAAUGUUCAGGGUGACAGCCAGACAAGCAUCUGCAUCACCAUUGAACCUGGUCUUCUUCUGAAAGGGGACAUCUUGCUCAAGUGCUACCACAAACGCUACCGUAGCCCAUGCCGAGACGUGAUAUUCCGGGUGCAGUUUCACACCUGCGCUGUUCAUGACCUGGGGAUUGUGUUUGGGAAAGACGAGCUUGAUGAGACAUUCAAAGAUGAUAGGUUUCCAGAAUAUGGAAAAGUGGAGUUUAUUUUCUCAUUUGGACCAGAGAAAAUACAUGGUGUGGAUCAACUUGAAAACGGGCCGAGCGUCUCGGUUGACUACAACACACAAGACCCCCUGAUCCGCUGGGACUCCUACGAAAACUUCAAUCAGAAUUGUGAGGACACCACAGACGAAGUCAUCCAUACCGAGGGACCCCUGGACGGCAGCCUCUACGCCAAAGUUCGUAAAAAGGAGUCUGUGGAAGGAUCAGUCACAGCGAACGGCCUCCCGCCCACUGCUGCUGAGCAUGCCCUACCUGCGGUUGACCAUGCCUUGUCAGUGAGCAGCGACUCAGGAAACUCUACUGCCUCCAUCAAAACUGACCGAACUGAUGAAGCGUCAGCAGCUCCUCAGGCCUCUACAGUGAGCCAGACACACGUUCCUGUUGGUGAGGAGUUACCCUCAGUCCAUCACCAAGACCCUCCUGCACAACAACCAAUCAGCCCCCAAGAGAAACAGGAGCUGGAGCAGCUGCUGAGUGGCUUGGAGGGGCCCAUGCAUCGACAGGGCUACCUGUCCACCCCGACCUCUGCUGUUGGCGGCAUGCUUCACCUGGUUCCUGCUCAGGUCCAUGUCAAUGGGCACGGUAGCAUUGACCGUGAGACAGACAUUUUAGAUGAUGAGCUGCCGAUCAGUCGAGAGGGCAACAGUGUGGACAGUCUAGGGACAUUCUCCUCCACUGAUGGUCGGGCUACACCAGCUGAUCUUUACUACCAGCCUGAGUCCCUUGUCAACGGCCAGGACCAUGUGCCGUAUCUGGAGCGCAGUGUCCCAGAAAAGCCUCUGGAAACUGUCCGGCAGCAGGUUGCCAUAUCCAACAAACCUGUCGCUUUGACCCAAAGUGAUUCAGCCCCAUUUUCCGGUAAUUACAUGGCUACACAGAAUGGCAAUUUGUACCACUCUCAGUCAUUUAGUGCAGAGCCAAACUCUUUGCCACAAGCUCCCACCCGCACCACCAGUAGCAGGGAUGCCGUCCAGCGUGGUCUCAACGUUUGGCAGCAGUUCGGUGUACCAGAGGAGCCAGUAACGGAAGGCUUCACUUUUAGUCCACCUCCGUCUGUAGCAGUGAUGUCCAGCCACCACAGCCUCCCACAAUUCCCUCAUCGCCACAGCGCCUCCCAGCAAGAAAUUGAGCAAUCUAUUGAAACUCUUAAUCUCCUCAUGAUGGACCUGGAACCAGGCUGUCCGCUGGUGCCAAAGUCCCAAAGUGCUCCACUGCGGGAAAACAAUUUUGUGGUGACCACCCAGCCGUCCUUUUCACAGAGCCAACCCAGGCCUUCCACACAGGGCGAUGCCACCAAUCACACCCACUUUUCUGGUCCAAGCCUGGCCAGCCACUCGUCACCGGCUCAGGUCUCACCCGGGAAGCCUGGUACACCAGAGCCUGUACAUGUCCAGGGAUCUCCGUGUUACACAUCUGAGAGGGCUGGAACCAGUCCUUCCCAACAAGCCUACCCAGCCGUUGUUGGUCAUGUCCAACUCAAGCCCAUCAACAGUUACCCACCAAGCACAUUGUCCCAUUCUGGAGAGGUCUCUGAGCCCCAGAGAAGCCCUAGCGCUGCCUCAGCAUCACCCCAGCCAAGAGAAAGUGAGCAAGAUGAAGUCUUCAACGUUGAAGGUCUGGUGGCCCAAAGAGUGGCUGGUGUCCUGUCCCGUGCAGUGUCCUUGGACGAGCCUGCAACCCUUCCCCGCCAUCGCAUCACCAGCGACGGCCAUUACCAGAACAGUCCUGACGACGACCCGUCUGCAGAUGUCCCACUUCGGUCUCCCGUCCGCUGUGUUUCUCCGGAGUUUGUCAACGCCAUAGCGAUGAACCCUGGAGGACGACCUAAGGAGAGACACAUGCACAGCUACCGAGAGGCCUUCGAGGAGAUGGAUGGUGGCCCCAUCAGUCCUACACCCAUAGUUGGUGGUGAGGUGUUUCCCCAAACCCCUGCCUUCCCCGUCUCGCCGCAAACCCCUUACUUCAACUUGUGUCGGUCCCCUCCUGGACUUGCCAAGACUCCACUGUCAGCACUGGGUUUGAAGCCCCACAACCCAGCAGAAAUCCUCCUCAAUCAAACAGGCUCAGCACCAAGAAGCUAUGUCGAGUCUGUUGCAAGGUCGGCAGCGGCAGGCGGAGAGCAGCCGACGUCACCGCGGAGCCUCAGCCCGCUGGGAGAGACUACAGGCCAGCAGAGAGGUCCAAGUCCCACCUCCCACACACUGAACCCACCUUUGUCCAGCAGCAGCCCCAUCCAGAUCUCUCAGGGUGAUCACCCCACAGCAGAGAGCAGCGUUAGCACUCCGUCCCAACCCACUACUGAUUCGGGCUUCCGCUCCCAGGCCUCAGAGAGUGCCUACCCCACUCCCACCCCCUCAUAUCAAGCCCUGAAUACCCCCCCUUCUUCCUACCUAGAUUCCAGCUCUCCGACCUCUUCCUACUUUGGCACCACUACCCCGACGCUAUCCUACCUUGGUCCCAACGCCCUGCUGGGCAGCUAUGGGGCCUCAGACCCCAGCCCGCCCGUCCCGGAACCCUCCCAGACGUCACUGAGCCACGGAAGUCCCCAUGCACAGCAUCGGACCAACAUCCUUGGCUCCACCUACAACCCCCUCCUCCAGCAGCGCUCUUAUCCUAUUCAGGAGAGUUCCAUCAUGGGCCAGCAAACAUCACCAGCCAACGGCUUUGAUGUGGGUAUGGUGGGUCUUAGUGGAAGUCCCAUUCUUGGUCGUUGUCCGUCUCAGGGAGCUCAGCGGAGCCCGGUCCUCAACAGACAGCCGUCCCUGGGCCAGCCAAUACAGAGCAGCCCCGUGCUCAGCGGACAGCCAUCUAUCACACACCCCCAAGGAAGUCCAGUUCUGGGCCGUCACCCGUCUAUGUCGCAGGUUUCCCAGAGAAGCCCCAGUCUGGACCGUCACCCAAUGCACAGCGGUUACACCACCCCAGAUGAGAGACAUGGGAACCUGUCGCGACAGAGCAGCUCGUCGGGCUACCAGGGACCACCCACUCCCUCCUUCCCCAUCUCACCUGCAGGCUACCAAGAAGGGGGAAUGAUGGGGAUGGGUGUAGGGUUUCGGCAGGGCAGCCCAGCACCUGGUUUCCAGCCCCAGCUUCCAGAGAAGAGGCGCAUGUCGAGUGGCGAUAGACCAAACGGAGCGCUGUCCUAUGGCACGCUAAACGGGAAGAUAAUGUCUCCGAUGAGUGGAGGAAGCAACCCCAGCUACUUCCACACCCUCUCUGACUUCUCAAGGUUCAACAUGUCCGAUGGAAGUCCUGAGAGCAGGCUAAAUGUCAAGUUUGUCCAAGACACAUCCAAGUUCUGGUACAAGCCAGACAUUUCCAGGGAGCAAGCUAUUGGCCUGCUGAGAGAGAGGGAGCCUGGAGCCUUUGUUAUCCGGGACAGUCACUCGUUCAGAGGGGCUUACGGCUUGGCUAUGAAGGUGGCCUCUCCUCCACCCUCGGUGCAUCAGAACAAGAAAGGUGACAGCACCAACGAGCUGGUGAGGCACUUCCUGAUCGAGAGCAGCCCUAAAGGAGUGAAGCUGAAGGGCUGUCCCAACGAGCCUUACUUUGGCUGUCUGUCCGCCUUGGUCUACCAACAUGCUAUCACACCACUGGCCCUACCCUGCAAACUACUUAUCCCAACCACAGAUCUCCUCGAGGAAGUUCCAGAAGUAGCCGCACCAAAUCCAGUGGCUGAAAGGCUGAAACAAGGAGCAGCAUGCAACGUGCUCUACAUCAACUCAGUGGAGAUGGAGUCCCUGACAGGCCCUCAGGCUGUUGCCAAGGCGAUAUCUGAGACACUGGCUGCUGCCUCUCCAGCUCCUGCAACCAUUGUGCACUUCAAGGUGUCUUCGCAAGGCAUCACACUGACCGACAACCAGAGAAAGCUUUUCUUCCGACGCCACUAUCCUACCAACACAGUCACGUUCUGCGAUACUGACCCACAAGACAGAAAAUGGAACAAGCCUGAGGGAGGAACGGCCAAGCUGUUCGGGUUUGUGGCACGUAAGCAGGGAAGCACAACGGACAACGUCAGCCACCUCUUCGCUGAGAUGGACCCUGACCAGCCUGCCAACGCCAUCGUCAACUUUGUCUCGAAGAUGAUCGCCUUGCAGAAACGAUGAGCGCUGUCAGCAAACCCCUGGCACUUUUUUUUUUAAAACACCUUUGGUUAUUUUCUUUCAUUUUAGCCACGGACACUUACUUUCUGUUUUGGACAAUUUAGCAUUUGGUUUUACGCGCCACCUUAUUUCUUCCGCUCUUUUACAUUUACGUGCAUGUCUCAGUGUGUUUGUGUGUGAGAGACAGAGAGAGUGUGUGGUGUGUUUGGGUGUGUGCAGCUUGCAUGCAUGUGCUUUUCUUCUUGGACGGACUCCAGAGUGGACUAGAGGAAGUGCAGGGAAGGGGUGUGGCUGUGUGUGACAAUGGGAGGGGAGGCGAUUCUGAUCUCCCUGGCAGGGUAACACAUGAACGGGAAGAGGGAAUGACAUUGUGUUUGCAAAUGUUAUUUUUUAGCAAUUGUUUCAUUUUUGAUCAUUUUUUUUUUAUAAAGAAGAAAGAAAAAAAAGAAGUCAAGUUGUGUGAUAUAAAGUUGGAUUGUAAAUCUAUCAGGCUUUUGACUGGUCAACCAAAGAUUUAAAAAAAGUAGCCAGGGCGUGUAUAGCGUGCCACUGUCGGAUGGUUGGAAGUAUUCUUUUGUAAAACAAAUAUGGCUGCUUAAUCAAAAAUACUGUUUCCUUCUGUAUGUACUGAUACUGUAGGUCAAUUAUGCGCCGUUGCCAUCUUGCAAACAAUGUUUUCGGACAUCUUUGCAGCUGGUGUGGUCAGUGUAAAUAUUCUAGAUUGCUUUAUGAGUAGGACUGUUCUAGAUGACAUUUGGUGCCUGACUUUCUUUUGUAAUGCAGAGCUUUGUAAGAAAAAGAAGAACAUAAAACUCUCCCAGGCUGUCGUAAAUAUGCAAAUAGCCAAACUUGGAAAUGAGAUUGCUCUCCAAAAUUCCACAGGUCUUUACUUGUUCAAUGUAGUAGUGUCGCUGAAGAUGCAAAAGAUGUUAUGCCUCUGAAGUACAGCUAGAGUCUGACUAUAUCGUUUUAAUCUACGUUCUUGUGCAUCGAUGAUAUUCAAGUGAACAGCAAAAGUCACUGAAUCCUGAGGUCUCUCCAUUGUUUUGGUCAGACAAGUAAAGAAGAGGAUUAGCUUCCCAUCUGCUGUCAUUCUCCUUUGAGUCUGCGCAGCACAUAGCCGAGCUAUUUCGCUCAAUACUAAAGGGCUGAACGUUGUUUUGUGAGGGCGAUCUUCAUAGAGAAGUGUUGUCCGCCUAAGCCCUGAUCAGACACAGAGCGUUUUGCAGGUGAGAAUGAGUGCUAACGUUAGCUUAACACCAACUGGACGCUAACUUAUGGUUAUUAAUGGUGCAGUUUAAAUGAAUGAAAACAACUUCUCAAGCAGGCUACCACACCAAUUAGCCUCCAGGCCUGAUGCCUCUGCUAACUAUUUACAGUUAUUAAAGUCAUACCCAGGCUCUGGGUAUACAGCAAAAGUCACCACAAUGAGAAAGAACGCUUUUCAAAAAACUUUAUUACAAUCUUCAGGACAAACAUGACAUUUGACCUCUGCAUUUGAUCCAUCCUAAGCAUUAAGGAGCCUUGGGCGAAGCGCCCAGGAAGCAACUUAGUGUCUUAGCUCAAGGACACUUCGAUAUGCAGAAAGGAGGAGCCAGGGAUCAAACCGCCAACCUUGGGGUUAAAGGACUACCCUCUCUACCCGCUCCAAGUUGAAUCUUUUUCAGCUCGACGUGUGGCGCUCAGCAACACUUCUCCUUCGUUGCAAACAAUUUAGAAAUCUGCCACACGCUGCUAAAAGCAGCUCUGUCUGAUCAGGGCCUUAUACUGCUCUUCAGUUUUCUGUGUUCAAAGUUUCUGUCAAUAGAAAGAAGCUCUUUGCGUCAGCCGAACAAUACUGUUAACACUCACACCCUACCCGAAAGUAAGCUAUACAUAUAAAUAUACAUAUAUAGAUAUAUAUAUAAAAAAACUUCCAAACAGUGACUUAAGAUAUUUAUUUUUUUGCUUUGUUGCUCUGUUAUCUUGUAUACAUGUAUUAUAAAGUAUACAUCAAGAUUACUGAAAGUGAGAAGAAAAGAUAGCUUUUUUAUUUUGGCUAAAGUCAAGUGCAUUGACAUAUAUAUAAGGUGUAAAGUGUGUGCAUUUCAAACCGUUGUAUUUUAAAAUGUAUUUUUUUUUUCACAGCAUUACUUCCUUUUGUUAACAUUCUUGUUUUCUAGGGGAGGCUUUGUUUUUGUUUUUAAGAGAGGGGAAAAAUAUUUUGUAUGAAAGAUUGCUGUUACUUAAGUCCAAAUUGGAGUUAUCCUAAAGUUAUGCCAACACUAUUGUUUUUAUUAACUUAAACCUGCCAAGAAAAUACAUUGUCCAAGUUUAGCACUUAAAUGUUGAAGUAUUAAUUGUGUGUUUCUACUUGUCAAAAGUGCCGAUAUGGACAUUGACAGACCCAUUUCAUGUCAUAAUAAUUGCAUGUGUGGAGGCAGACUUACUAGUUCCUGUAGUUCUGCAGCAUCUGAGCAUGGGUCUGUGGGAAAACUAGUCAAAUCAGUCAGUAGCUGCUGCCCUCCUGUGGUGAGGAAAGAUCAUUACAAAAGGAACCACUUUUAUUCUAACAGUGUUUUAGCUGUGAUUUUGCCACGUCAAAGGGUAAAGUUUAAGUAAUCAGAUCACUUGCAAAAUUAACUUUAACUUUAAUGUUAAUACAUACGCUUUUUUUUUUAGAAAGUGAGUUUUCUUUUGCGUUCUAAAGGGGGCCAAAUCAUGAAAAACACACUUUUAGUGCUUGCCAAUAAACAUUUAGGUUUGUGGGCUGCUUAGAUCAGAAAACAUGUAAUAAAAAAGCUUUUCAGGUUUGGCUCCCCUUCCUAUGUCACAUGCAGGCUCAUUAGAAUAACCUGAAUUAAUCUGAAAUGAGCAUGAUAUGUGCCCUUUAAAGUCCCAUUCUAGGAUUUAAUAGUAGAGAUUACAACUCCCUCCUUUAUGCCUGAUGCUCUAGGGCCACUUGACAGCAUGAUGUAAACUAAUUAAAAAAAGGGUUAGUUCAGGAUCCUACAUUCUGACUCAGAUUUCCUUAAAAAAAAAAAAAACAGCACUUACAGGGCUUUUUAUAUGACCAGAAUGUUCCAUUAUUUAUUAGCAAGAGCCUGCAUGCUCUAGUCAAGUUGUUACCCUAACGCUGCUGACUGUAAUCUGUACACAGUACCCUCAAGUCAGACUCAAACUAGCCCGUUCCAGAUCAGGUUUUUGAUUUUCACGUGAUGACUAUGUCUUGACAGAAGAAUCUUUAUUUUUGCCUACAAAAUGCUUGUUGAGAAAAGAGGAUGUCCUCGACUUCAAACUGAAUGUUCGCCAUUUGUUUGCCGAGACGGAAACUCCAGUGGCGUCUUGCCCACUUUGACAGAUCAGUCUGGACUGUAGAAUGUGUGUGAAUGAGCUACUAUGCCUGUAUAGAGCUUUGUCAUUUUUUGGUUUGCUACAUUAUAUGGCUUUUACUAUUUCUGAUGGAAAAAACACAUUAAAAAGCAGUAAGAAUCAA